This is a messenger RNA of Adineta ricciae, 237 nucleotides long. The record is from the annotation of a GenBank genome assembly. NCBI's taxonomy places the organism in Eukaryota, Metazoa, Rotifera, Eurotatoria, Adinetida, Adinetidae.
AUGAAUAAGCCUACUGGAAUGAGCACUGGAACUGCUUUUCAUUAUUACAAUGUUAACAAUCAAUUACGGCAAGCUGCCAAUCCAAACAAUAUACCUCGACUUAAUCCUGCAUUCGGACAGUUUCAUCAGUUUCGACCAAUGCAAGGAUUAGCAUUUGGAUCCAAUGUCUCACGCAAUGCUAGCCAUCGAUUAGGUGUACCUUCGAUGGCAAACUAUCGUCGACGUAGCUUCAAUUGA